Molecule: messenger RNA, 375 nt
Organism: Hyaloperonospora brassicae
Lineage: Eukaryota; Oomycota; Peronosporomycetes; Peronosporales; Peronosporaceae
Source: the annotation of a GenBank genome assembly
AUGGUGUUAGUGACGACGGACACGUUCCUGGACAAAGUCGCCGCGUUCUACGCAGCAGCGCACGACUCGAAGGGCUCUGUCGCCAUCUCGUGCAAGAGCGUGCCAGUGACCAAAGCAAAUGGGAAAGCGCAGCAGAAGAUCCGGAAGCUGACGGUGGAAGACGGCGAGCACGUGCUGCUGUUCCGCGCUUGCAAGUACGGCAACAAUAAGCACAAGAAGAAAUACAGCACAGUGGUGACGGCAGUGCAUCACGCGUCGUUCCACGCGUCGCUGAGUCAGAUUGUCAAGACGAAAGUGGACGCGACCACGAAGGACAUGGCUGGCAAGAGUGCGGGGAAGCGCGUGGUGGCCAAAGUGACGAAGACGGCGCAAUAG